This is a messenger RNA of Abrus precatorius (Indian licorice), 2081 nucleotides long. Its product is annotated as nitrate regulatory gene2 protein-like. The record is from RefSeq and is a predicted model, not a curated record. Lineage: Eukaryota; Viridiplantae; Streptophyta; Magnoliopsida; Fabales; Fabaceae. The coding region runs from base 142 to 2040 and encodes 632 amino acids. The transcript has 4 exons.
UUUAGUUCCCUUAACGGGGAAGUUGUUGGGGGCUACACUGUCCCAGCGUUCAACUUUACAGCUCCACAAAAAAAAAAAAAAAAAAACGAAACCGAGUCACUUCUUCUUCUUCUUCUUCUUGACGAUCAUUGAUUAAGUAAAAUGGGUUGUUCCCAAUCGAAGAUGGAGAACGAAGAAACAGUGGCACGUUGCAAGGACCGCAAACAGUGCAUGAAGCAUGCAGUUUCGUUACGUAACGCAUUCGCCGCCGCACACUCCUCCUACGCCACCUACCUCAAGAACACCGGCGCCGCCCUCGUCGACUUUGCUCAGGGAGAGCUCCGAAACCCUCACUUUCCUCUACCUUCCUCUUCCGCAGCCGCCUUCGAAAUUCCCCUCCCUCCUCCUCCGCUCCCGGAUUUCCCCGCCCCUCUCCGCCGCUCCGCCACCAUGCCUGAGAUCAAGCCCAUCGCCUCCGAAUCCGGCCCUGUCGGAACCAUAAUCGAAGAGGAAGAGGAAGAAGGAGACGAGGUUGGGUCUGCUCCGUCGGAUAAUCCCAUGCAACAGCACGCUGCUUUUGAGUAUUUGUUCCCGUCGUCGGAGAAGAACGGUGCUUUGAGGGAUGCAGACGUUGAACGACGUCGUUUGAAUAAGGAGGUGGAGGUUCAGAGGAAGGUAGCAGAAAACUCUGAGGACAUUGUGAGAAACGAGGGUGCUGUGACGUCAUCAUCGGGGAAGGGAUUGAAAGGGAAACAGAGUGUGAAUCUUCUUCAGAUAUUUGCUGAUUUGGACGAUCAUUUUCUUAAGGCUUCAGAGAGUGCUCGUGAGGUUUCAAAGAUGCUUGAGGCCACGCGUCUCCACUAUCAUUCCAAUUUUGCUGAUAACACAGGACACAUUGAUCAUUCUGCGAAGGUGAUGCAAGUUAUUACAUGGAAUCGAUCCUUUAGAGGGAUACCUAAUUCGGAUGAUGCAAAAGAUGACUUUGACUCGGAGAAGCAUGAAACUCUUGCUACUGUCUUGGACAAGUUGCAAGCAUGGGAAAAAAAACUUUAUGAUGAAGUUAAGGCUGCUGAGAUAAAGAAAUUUGAGUACCAAAGAAAGGUAGCGGCGCUUCACAAGCUCAAGGAAAGAGGAACAAACUCGGAAGCUUUGCAGAAAGCAAAAGCAACCGUUAGUCAUUUGCAUACGACCUACAUUGUGGAUAUGCAAUCCAUGGAUUCAACUGUCUCUGAGAUUAACCAUUUACGUGAUCAACGGCUGUACCCAAAACUUGUUCAGCUUGUUCAAGGGAUGGCCACAAUGUGGGAAAGGAUGCGGGCACACCAUGAGCGGCAAUCAAGUAUUGUGAUGUUAAUGAGAUCGCUGGAUAUUUCUGAGUCUUGUACUGAAACAAGCGAACAACAUCAUGAUAGAACAUACCAGUUACUGAUUGUUGUGCAAGAGUGGCAGUCACAGUUUGAGAAGCUAAUAAACAAUCAAAAGGGAUACAUAAAGGCCCUAAACAGUUGGUUAAGACUGAAUCUUAUCCCUAUUGAGAGUGAUCUCAAGGAAAAUAUUUCUUCACCACCAAGAGUUAAAAGUCCUCCCAUACGAAGCCUUCUCCAUGCUUGGCAAGAUCAACUAGAAAAACUUCCUGAUGAGCUUGCUAGGACAGCCAUAGCUAACUUUGCUGCUGUGGUAGAUACUAUUUUCCACCAGCAAGAAGAAGAGAAGGUUUUAAAGAAAAAAUGUGAGGAGACACAAAAGGAGUAUUCACGCAAAAGAAAGCAGUUUAAUGACUGGGAGCACAAGUAUAAGCAAAAGAGAAUGCCAGAUGAGUUUGAUCGAGAUAGGCCAGGUGGUAAUGAUGAUUCUGAUGAGGUUGUUAAAGAGAAGCAACUUUUGGUUGAAUUAAUGAAGAAGAGAUUGGAUGAAGAGGAAGAAGCCUAUGCAAAACACUGCCUACAGGUUAGGCAAAAAACUUUGGUGAGUCUAAAAAAUCAGUUGCCGGAGCUUUUUAGGGCUAUGUCAGAUUUUUCUCUUGAAUGUUCCAAAAUGUACAUUGAAUUAAGGUCCUUAUAACAAAAACUAAGUUCAAGGCAGGACUCCUCAUGAGAAUGGAU